GUAACAAUAAACGACGUCAACUGCCUUAUAGGAUUACAAAAAAACAGUGUGACACUUUUCCGCGAGUGAGGAAAAACAGGUUGCCGCCAUAUAGCCUCUAGGGCCUCGUUCAGCAGUGCAGUUCCACCUGGCCCACCUGCUCGCCUGGAUCGGACCAGAUCACCUGGUUGGUCAUGCUGCCCUCGUGUCCCAAAUACACUUAAAAACGACAGGAAAAAAAUACACAAAAAAACGCAAAACAAAAAAUACAAAACAAUAAUAAAAACAUUUAAGAGUUGACAUUGCCAAGAACGUAAUAAAGGAAAGGUGGACAAACCUAUAAAGGAGUGGAAGCAGGAGGAGGCGCCGCUGGAGGGCAGUGAUCCAGGAUGUCGGACAUUUACUACUGCAGCAAUAGCCAGAUGAAAAAAACACGCGACUCAGAUAAAUCAUCCGCCCCGUUGGCUGUCACAAAUUUAAAUGCUAAUUCGAACCCGCACUCCAAUUUAAAUUCGAGUUCGAAUUCGAACGGGAUCGCUGCCAAUAUGGCGGCGGCCGAUAAAAAGAACAACAACAGCAACUGCAGCAAUCGCAACAAAGACAAGAGCAUGCAAACAAACGGCGGCGGCGGCGGCGGGAAAAACUGGAAGGGCAUUGUCCAGACUAAUCCCAGUGGAGGUGGAGGUGGAGGCAGUGGAGCUAUGGGUGUGGGCACCACAUCCCAACCGCCCAAGGUGUUCCACAACACCAGAUGCACACGUCACCACAAACCGCAUCACAAUCAUGGCAACGGAACGCCGCUUUCUUCCGCCGCCACCAAUGGAGGAGCAACUGAAGCACUGGACACCGCGCAGCUAAGAGAUCGGGAUAGGGAAAGGGACAGGGACCGGGAUCGAGAGAGGGAAAGGGAGAGGGAUCGAGAGCGAGAGAGGGAAAGGGAACGAGAACGGGAGAGGGAACGGGAACACCACCUACACAUACACAGUCACAACCAUGGUUUGAGGAGAAAGUCGGAAUCGGUUCUAUCCACCGAUUCGGAUAUCCGUUUCACCCGCCGAAAGCUGGGCGAUGGCCAGAAAUGUGGUUGCGCCGUAAUUGCUGGAUUCCUUAUUGCCCUUUUGGUGGCCGGAGCCUUUGUCUAUGUGGGAUAUACUUACUUCCGACCGGAACCGUUGCCGGAUCGCGUUUUUCGUGGACGCUUUAUGGUGCUGAACGACAAGUGGAGCAUGGAGCUGGCCAACCAGAAUUCGCAGAGAUUUCAACAAAAGUCCAGGGAUUACCGGGAGCGAAUCAAUCUCACACUGAGGCGUUCCGAUCUGAGGGAAGCCUACGAAGGUAGCGAGAUAUUGGCCCUAGAUGGCAGCGAGGAUAAUAACAACAUAAUUGUGCACUUUAAUAUGAUCUUUGAUCCCUAUGCCGGCCUGGUUAGCAGCGGUGAUCUUUUGGCUUUGUUCCAUGAGGAGAUGAGCCAACCGGCCCAGCAGCGUCGUCAUUUUGCCAAUAUGACAGUGGAUGUGGCCAGUUUAACCAUUAAGGAGACAACGGGUCUCAUUGAGGAGCCAGUUAUGUCCAGUUCACCGCUGGGGGGACAUGAUGAGGCCACUGAACCGGUGGUGACCACCACACCGGCUCCACCGCGUCGCUGCUCCCAGCUGGAGUUAAGCUAUUGCCACCAAGUGGGUUAUAAUAUAACCACAUAUCCGAAUCUCUUGGGUCAUGCCAGCUAUGAACAGUUGGCGGAGGAUGUCAUAGUCUUCCGGGAACUGGUGGAUGGUGAAUGUCAUCGGGAGGCCUAUGAUUUUGUGUGUCGGUUACUCCAGCCACCCUGCGAUACCCAUGGCUCCAAUUUACAGCCCACUCCUGGACAGAUAUGCCGUGAGUACUGCGAGUCCUUUAUGGCUGGGUGUGGGAGUAGGUUACCCCAGCGAUUCCGUCACUAUUUCGACUGUGAACGUUUCCCGGAGUCCACGGGCACCCAGUCGUGUCACCAGAAGCCCCAUUGCGUCAGUGAUAUGCAGACCAAUGUCCAGAGUCCAAGGCUCUGUGAUGGCUAUGCCGAUUGUCCGGAUUUAUCCGAUGAGAGGAGCUGCGCCUUUUGCUCACCCAAUGCCCUGUAUUGUGGCCGAGGAAGGGCAUGUGUGCCACGGAAGGCUAGAUGCGAUGGCAAGGCAGAUUGUCCUGAUGGAGCUGAUGAAAAGGAUUGUCUUUCCAUUGCUCCCUUGGCCUCUGAUCUGUUCCAGCCGGAACCCUUGGUUCCCUAUCUGUCCAGAUUCCAUUCCGCCGGCUAUGCGGUCUUCUCCGAAAAGGGUGUGGUGGGCAAACUGUGUGCCGAGGGACUUGAGGGUGAUGCCAAGCUGGUGGUCCGCCAAACCGUGUCCGAAUCCCUGUGCAAGUCACUGGGUUACGAAUCCGUGGAAAUAUUUGAUGUGCAGAAUGACACAGAGCUGCUGUCCGACUAUGUCCGCGUCCUGGAUCCCCAUGCUCCGGAGAUUAGCUUCAUAAGGACCCAUUGUCCGCGACGCCAAGUGCUCUAUGUGGGUUGUGGCGAACUGAGAUGUGGUGUCCAGUCGGCGCUCUUUAAUGCCAAGCAGCAUUUGUCCCUGCCAAAGAUGUCCGCUCCCGGGGAUUGGCCCUGGCUGGUGGCCCUCUUCCGUGAGGAUAUACAUGUGUGCGAUGGUACACUAAUCUCUCAGGAUUGGGUCCUCACCACCGAGGGCUGUUUCCAGGGACAGCCGCGUGCCACCUGGAUGGCCAUUGUGGGCGCUGUGCGGUUAUCCGCGAAGGCUCCAUGGACACAAAGGCGACGGAUCAUUGGCAUGAUCAAGAGUCCGGUGGAGGGCAGUACCGCGGCCUUGGUGCGCCUGGAAACGGCGGUCAGCUACUCGGAUCAUGUGCGUCCCAUUUGCUUGCCGGAUGCACUGCAGCGCCGUUUGCUUCAACAGCCGCCGGCUCAGAGGAGAUCGCAUGCUCCGGUGGCCGAGAGAUUGGAGGGGCAACUGGUACCCAGGAGUCCACUGGCUCAGGAGAAUCAACAGUUCUUCUUGAUACCAUCCAAGGAGCAGAUGGAAAGCUCUACGGAUGGUAGCCUAGCAGAGGAUGACCAGCAGGCGGAUCACUUUGGAGCCGAAGCAGCUGCCUCAUAUAUGCCCAAGGCUGAGGCUCUGCAUCGCGAACUGGAGGCCUAUCCCCUGCCGGAUCAUGCCCCGCAGGUGAAUUACUAUGGUGGAUCGGGAUCCACAUCAUCCUCGGCCUCGGCCUCGGCCUCUCCCCGGACAGCAACAAAACCACCAGCUUCCGUUUCCCAAUCCGCAAUCCCAGUUGCUCCAGAGCAAAUCUGGACAAACUGCAAUACCCUGGGCUGGUCCCGGCAGCGAGAUCAUUUGCAGCGUGUCCAGCUCAAGAUUGGGGAUAUGGCUCCAUGCGAGAAUGUGUCCAUCGCCACCGUCAACUCCAUGUGCAUGGAGGCCACCUAUCAGAAAUAUGAUUGCACGCAAGAGGAGUACUCUGGGGCACCAGUGCAAUGCUUAAUACCCGGUACCAACCAGUGGGCCCUAAUUGGGGUCUCCUCCUGGCGGAUAGCCUGUGGACCCACUGGUGUGGAGCGGCCCAGGAUGUAUGAUAAGAUCGCCUCGAACGCCGCCUGGAUUCGGGAGACCAUCAAUGCUGUUUAGUCCUCAAUAACAACCUGCAUUUGUACAGAAUCGAACGGAAUCGAAUCGAACCGAACGUUACGGUAUUAUGUGUGUGUGUAGAAUCGAUACUAUAUACUAUCCCGCUCUAAUGUUAACCGAACCCCCCAACCUAACCCCAAUCUAACCGUUAAGCUUGAUAUAUAUAUAUAUAUAUUUUUUUUUUUGCUGUUUUGUGUAAUAUUUAUUAACUAUGUUGUAAUUGUGUAUGUUAAGCAUGUCGAAAAGGAAGCCAAUUUAGUUGCUAGUAUUUACGUUUAGCUGUUUUGUAGUAAGAUAUUGUUGAAUAAAAUGAAAUCGCCUAAAA
This is a messenger RNA of Drosophila serrata, 3975 nucleotides long. RefSeq lists its product as uncharacterized. NCBI's taxonomy places the organism in Eukaryota, Metazoa, Arthropoda, Insecta, Diptera, Drosophilidae. The record is from RefSeq and is a predicted model, not a curated record. Gene Ontology annotation, biological process: proteolysis. Gene Ontology annotation, molecular function: serine-type endopeptidase activity; protein binding.